UGGCUACCGCUAACGGCUCAGAUGGAGCGCCCCUGAUAGCCUGAUAGGAAUCCCCCCACCCCGGGCUUGGCCCAGACCAACGCGAUCAAGUUGUGGGCAUGGAGUGUUGGGCCCGCGGACACCCGGGGGAGAGAGCGGCGCGGGGAGCCGGGCAGCCGUCGUGGCGCACGGCGCCGACGGCCACCUGUUGCCGCGGGCGGCCGUAGCUCCCUCGCGCGGGGGCCGGGCCGAGGGGCGGCGGCUGCAGCGCGCGGCGGAGCUGAAGUUCCCGCGGCCGGCCAGCUCCUCCGGCUUCCGCCAGGUCAGCUGACUGCCCAGCGCGGAACUGCACGCCCGCCGCGCUCUCCUGCAGCGCUCCCAGCCGCCGCCGCCGCCGCGCCCCCGCGCUCCGUGCCGCGCGCCCGCGUCCUGGCCGCCAUGGCCGGGCUCGUGGUCAGUGGAACUCAAGUGUCCUACAUAGGCCAGGACUGCAGAGAAAUUCCAGAGCACCUUGGCAGGGACUGUGGACAUUUCGCAAAGAGGCUUGAUCUGAGCUUUAACCUCCUGAGGUCACUGGAAGGACUGAGCGCAUUCAGGAGCCUGGAGGAACUCAUCUUGGACAACAAUCAGCUGGGGGACGACCUCGUGUUACCAGGGUUACCCAGCCUGCAUACCUUAACCCUCAACAAGAACCGAAUCACUGAUUUGGAAUAUCUCCUGGAUCACUUGGCAGAAGUGACACCAGCUCUGGAGUACCUCAGCCUGCUGGGCAAUGUGGCCUGUCCCAAUGAGCUGGUCAGCUUGGAAAAGGAUGAGGAGGACUACAAGAGAUAUAGAUGCUUUGUUCUGUACAAGCUACCCAACUUGAAAUUUCUGGAUGCCCGGAAAGUAACCAGACAAGAACGAGAGGAGGCAUUGGUCAGAGGAGCCUUCAUGAAGGUGGUGAAGCCCAAGGUUUCCAGUGAGGACACUGCCAGCUCCCCUGAGUGCCACUACACGCCCUUGCCUUCUGCUUCCAGGGAACUCACCAGUCACCGAGGUGUCCUGGGGAAGUGUCGCUACGUUUACUAUGGGAAAAACUCAGAAGGCAACAGGUUUAUCCGAGAUGACCAGCUCUGAAGCCAAGUUCUGUAUAGCUUCACCCAUUUCAUGAAAAUAAAAUCAAAAGGGAAAUCAAAAAUAAACGCUAAAGAAAACACAAUAG
This is a messenger RNA of Saimiri boliviensis boliviensis (Bolivian squirrel monkey), 1183 nucleotides long. The record is from RefSeq and is a predicted model, not a curated record. Lineage: Eukaryota; Metazoa; Chordata; Mammalia; Primates; Cebidae.